AUGUCGCAGAAGCGGAAGUUGCUCCCAAGCUAUGCUUGCUGUUUCGAUGGCCAUCAUGACAACUUCCGCCUGCGUUUCUGCAAAGGUGUCGUAGCUGACUUCCUUGAAACACAGGAGCUUUGCUUGCAUAACUUUUCAUGUUCCGAGUCCCAAGAGAAGUUUUGGAAUGAGAACAAUCUGGUGCCGGUCCUGGUCUUUGGCUGCCGAACUUUACGGGUUUGCGGUGCCGCCGCAAUGCGCGUGAAACGACACAAAAAUCAUCGACGCAUCCUGCGCUUCUUCCGCCUGACAUUUGGCAUCCAGGAGCCGUAUCACGUUUUGGUCGACGGCACCUUCCUCACCCACGCCCUGCAGCAGCGGAUACAUGUCAAGGAGCAAUUGCCCAAGAUGCUGGAAGGUCGCACAACCCCGAUGACCACAGGCUGCAUUCUGGCGGAGCUGCGGUCUUUGGGAGACCGUGCCCUUGGGGCGGCGGUCAUAGCAAAGGGGUACUACCGCGUGAAGUGUGGGCAUGACGAGCACCCGAUUGGUGCCUCCAAGUGCAUCCUCGAGCAGAUUGGUCGGACCAACGAUAGGAGGUUCUUCGUUGCAACACAAGACCCGGAGCUUCGUCAAGAGUUGCGGAGCAUCCCCGGUGUCCCCUUGAUGAGGCUCAAUGGCCCUGUGCCUCAGUUGGAGGAGCCUUCCGACUCCACGCGACGCCUGGCAAGAGAGGGCGAAGAGAAGAAGCGCGAGCCCUCUGCGUGGGAGAAGCCAAAGCUUCCAGAGCUGAAGGCCAAAGAAGUUCUGAGAGAAGCCCUGACCUCAAAGCCCAGGGCAAAGAGGAAGCAGAAAGGAGCGUGUGGUGUUGCAAGCUCUUGGAUGGCUUCACCCGGACUCGUGGUAGGAGUGAACCCACUCGCCUGCAAGAAAUCCAUGAAGACGAAAGCAGGUGCAGUGCCAUCAAAGCCACCGAAGCACAUCCCCGCGGAGCCAAAAGCAAAGCGUGUGCGCUCGCGGCGGAUGGGUAACCGGAGCCGCGUGGAGGUAGAGGCAGUGCUCGCCGCGUCCAAGGCAACGCCAGCUCAAGGGACGGCAGAUGCAGCUGCGAUGAAGAGAAAGCGCGGGCGCCGCUGA
Molecule: messenger RNA, 1116 nt
Organism: Symbiodinium necroappetens
Lineage: Eukaryota; Dinophyceae; Suessiales; Symbiodiniaceae
Source: the annotation of a GenBank genome assembly